AUGGCAUACGAUGAUAUCUGCGUUCUCAGGCAUAUUCUGGUCAUCACAGCAACCGUUCCAGGGAAUUGGCAGGAACCAUGGAAGCAAACUGCUUUUCGGGCGUACGCGUAUAUUUUAGAUGUCCUAUAUCUCUUUUGCAUGAUCACGAAGGUUUCGUACACCAUACGUGUCACAGACAUGAAACAAGAUUACCUUGAUGACUUCUUUGACUGCUUGAUAAUUGUUUCGCUUGUUCUAGAACGAAUGAUGAUCCGCCGUAAAUCUAAAGAGCUAAUACAGUUUUUCCAAAAGAUGGAUGAGUUCCCAAAACCUGGUCCUCACGUAAAAAAUCUGAUCAAGAUCUACAAAAAACAGGCUCGUCAUGUUUUGAUGAUUUUCGGAGUUCUUAUCGUCUCAUGUUUACUGGAGGCAGUCAUGAAUUUCCUGGUGAACUAUUGUGAUUCCAAUGUAGUCAAAGAUGAGGAAAGAAUUUGCAAGUUAUUUGUAAUGGAGACCGAUCUGCCUUCAGCACUGGUGAGGAGUCCUUUGUAUGGUCUACUGUUUAUCUGUAAUCUGAUCCAACUCACAUUGAUGGGAUUUUUGGGUUUCCUUUCCUUCAUCAUGAUCCCCGUACUGGUAAUCAAGCUCUCUUGUCAGUUCAGGAUCACAGCGGAUUCAUUCGAGAAACGGCUUAAAGUUGGUGUCUACAAGACCCGGUCUGUCGAAAGUUCGAUAAAUGGAGAAGAAGAUUUGGAGAGUGUGAUCAAACAGCAUCAGUAUACCCUUGAAGUUGCAACUAUGAUGACAAAGACCUUCCACACCAUCAUUCUGUUGAAGCUGGUGUUCUUGGUUUUGCCCAUAAUCGUCGUGGCUUACUGUUUGUCUCAGUUUCCUAUUGGAAGUUUUGACUUUCUCCGGUUCACAGCUCUGUUCUUAGUUCUUCUUAUCAAGCUUGCUACUUUCUGCUUCUUUGGAGAACAGCUCGCUGAUCAUAGCCUGAUGGUGUACAGAGCAGUGUACAUGAACCAAUGGUACCGCAUGGACAAGGAAGACAAGAAAAUGCUUCUGAUCGUUGCCACUCGGGCUAUACGCCCUGCCAGACUGGAGGUGUGGCCGCACUUCGUCCCAGUAUCCUUCGAAACUUUCGUCAAUGUUUGCCAGUUUUCCUACUCUGUCUACUCGGUUCUCAUGAUGGUAUCAAGCAAAUAA
Molecule: messenger RNA, 1188 nt
Organism: Homalodisca vitripennis (glassy-winged sharpshooter)
Lineage: Eukaryota; Metazoa; Arthropoda; Insecta; Hemiptera; Cicadellidae
Exons: 5
Coding region: 1-1188 (395 amino acids)
Biological process (GO): detection of chemical stimulus involved in sensory perception of smell; sensory perception of smell
Cellular component (GO): plasma membrane
Molecular function (GO): olfactory receptor activity; odorant binding
Source: RefSeq, a predicted model, not a curated record